AUGAUGACAGAGAUGCAUGAGAUCGUAUCUGUGCUGCCCGUGGUGAGGACCUGUGGCAGUGCAGUGGAGGCUCAAGAAUUGCAGUCUGUUGCGGGGUCUUCAGACAAAGGUGCUUCUUGGCGCCUGUGGCUCGUGGAAAUGAUAGUGCUGAACUUGGUCAUGAUCAUGUGGAACACCGACAACAUGGUGUUGCCGGCUGUCUACACAGAGAUUGCCAGGCAUUUCAGCGCCUCGCCGAAAGACCUGGCCUCCUUGGGCCUGGUCCGGGGCAUCUUCGAGUCGAUCUUCGCCUUUCCCUCGGGUUUCUUGGCCGACAAGCUGCCCCGGCCGCUGCUCGUGUGGCUCGGGUCGGUGAUCUGGGGUGCUGCCUUGGUGGGGGUGACCUUCUCCCCGAGCCUAUCCUGGAUGAUCUUCUUCAGAGCUCUCAACGGUGUUGGCUUGGGCAUCGUGCAGCCGCUGCUCUUUAGCCUAGUUGCUGACAAGAGCGAUGCACGUGGCCGUGGCAAAGCAUUCGGCUUCCUGCAGUUCUCUGGCAGUAUGGGGCAGACGGCUUUCACAGCUUUCGCAACUGGCAUCGCAUCUUACCAGAUAAUGUCGAUGGCGGGAUGGCAGUUUGCUCUGGUGAUCGUCGCUCUUUUGAGUGUCGUGGUGGGCACUCUCUGCGUGCUUUUGGUUCGGGACCACCGCGACCAGGACCCUCGAAGCAUGAUGGCAAUAGUUCGUGAGGAGACUCCGAAACUUGGGAGCAUUGUUUGCCUUCCGACCUUCAUCAUCAUCAUUGGCCAGGGGGUCUUUGGGACUGCCCCGUGGUUUGCUUUCAGCUACCUGACCAUGUGGCUGGAGCUGAACUGCUUCUCUCACUCACACGCUGCUGCCAUCAUUGCUUGCUUCAACAUCGGAGGGGCUCUGUCUGGAAUUGUGGGGGGCGUGCUCCUGGAUGCUGUCGUGCGGCGCUUUCCGGAUCACGGGCCACCAGGGCUCGCCCAGCUGGCGGUCUUCGCAUCAGUGCCGCUGUUUGCCACCAUCCUCUUCGGGCUCGGUGGCCUGGACAACAGGAGCCCCAGCAGCUUCGUAGUCUAUGCCAUGAUCUUCAUGGUGACCGGCACCAUGAUUUCCUGGUGUACGGUGAUGAACAACAAGAUGUUUAGCGACAUCGUCCCCAAGGAGGCCUACAGCUACGUCUUUGCUCUGGACAUAGUUGUCGAAGGCACCUUGGGGGCCUUGGGCCAGCCGCUGGUCGGCUGGCUCACGGAUGACGUCUUUCAUUUCAAUGCGAAGUCAGCCAACUCGCAAGACUGUUCUCCGGACAAUGCCAUGAAGCUGGGCCAGGGGAUUUUCGCCGUGUCGGGCGUGGCAUUUUCUCUGUGCUUCAUGUUCUACGGCAUGGGGCAUUUCACCUACCCUCGGGACCGGAAGGUCGCAGCUCGCAAGCUAAACUGCAGCAAAGGCGCUGCUGAGAGCGAUGGGCAGGUGAACUAA
Symbiodinium necroappetens is the source of this 1479-nucleotide messenger RNA. The record is from the annotation of a GenBank genome assembly. NCBI's taxonomy places the organism in Eukaryota, Dinophyceae, Suessiales, Symbiodiniaceae.